Molecule: messenger RNA, 1206 nt
Organism: Clonostachys rhizophaga
Lineage: Eukaryota; Fungi; Ascomycota; Sordariomycetes; Hypocreales; Bionectriaceae
Source: the annotation of a GenBank genome assembly
AUGUCCAAUCCCAACACCAACCAGGGGUUGUUGUCAAGGACAGCUAGUCCGUCUCCGGACCGUGGACCUAUGAUGCUUGGGGUAACUUCUAUGCUGAUGGUUGUUUCUACAAUUGUGUACAUCGCUCGCACUUGGGUGCGGGCUCAGCGUCGAGUUAAGUUGGGCUUAGAUGACGCUCUACUUUUGCUGUCUUAUAUACUCAUUGCGGCCGACUAUGGGUUGGUUGUGAGCGAGAUCACCCACGCGGGACUGGGCAAACCUAUUGUUUUAAAUAUGAUCAAUGAUCCUACUAGCCUUACCAGGUUCAUGAAGCUGCUCUACACUCAACAAAUCUUUUUCCCAUUUCCGAUAACAACCAUCAAAUUCAGCUUUCUUGCAAUGUUCUGGCGCAUGUUCCCUACCAAGUUCAUGAAGUGGGCAACCAUUGUUCUCUCCAUAUUCUUCACCAUGUGGCUUAUAGCAGUCGUCGUCCCAACCAUUUUCCAAUGCUACCCUGUCGAUAAGAUGUGGAAUCGCAUGAUGCCCACAGGGUUUUGUAAUCCAGGCAUCGCACUGUGGAUUCAAUGGAUUGACAGUGUUCCGCAACUUCUGAGCGACAUCUUCCUCUUCUUGCUCCCGAUUGUCGAGGUCAAACGACUGCAUGCCUCCAAAGGCACCAAGGCGGGUAUCAGCGCCAUCUUUGCUUUGUCGUCCUUAAGUAUUAUCGGUAGAAUCAUGGUUUUAGUGGAGGGUGUCAAGACAACCAACAGGGGCCAAGAAGUUGAUAUCACAUCCUUCUUGACUUGGACCGGUCUCUCUGCAGCAGAAAAGUCGAACAAAAUUUCAGACAGGGACAUCAUUACAUUUGGACAAAUGGGAAGACGAGACGACGUCAACCGCAAAUACCGAAGUAACUCGUCUCAACGAAAUUUGUACCAUGAUGCGACGGUGUUGUCAGAUAACUUAGUAUACAGUCGCUCGUUCGAGCUAUUAGAGGACGAUGAAGCCAACAACACGUCUUUUAGAUCGGAGGCCACAAGAAACCAGCAUAUCCAUACCUUCCAGGUAUCACACGAGGCGGUGUCUCGCCAAGUCACCUCACCUAACGCUAUCAAUGUCAGCACGGAUUUCCGGUGGAAUGAAAACAGGCAGCCUGUAGCUCAACUUGAUCCCAACGCCACAGGGGUUGCAAACGGAAGCACACAAAUGGCACCGCGGCCAUUGUGA